Messenger RNA from Solanum tuberosum (potato), 1286 nucleotides. RefSeq names its product syntaxin-51-like. Gene Ontology annotation, molecular function: SNARE binding; SNAP receptor activity. The record is from RefSeq and is a predicted model, not a curated record. Gene Ontology annotation, biological process: vesicle fusion; intracellular protein transport. The coding region runs from base 296 to 991 and encodes 231 amino acids. The transcript has 7 exons. Gene Ontology annotation, cellular component: SNARE complex; endomembrane system. NCBI's taxonomy places the organism in Eukaryota, Viridiplantae, Streptophyta, Magnoliopsida, Solanales, Solanaceae.
CAUAUAACUAAAUUUGUAGUAAUUUAUUUGCAAAUGGACAAUUGAUUCAGCUUCCUUUCUUCCCUCAAUUCCGUUUGACCUUUUCCCCGGAUAACAAUUUUGUAAAAACGUAAAGGAGAAAAGGUCAUAUAUGGUUUCUUGAUCCAAAACUAUCAUCAAAUUGUUGAAUCUUUAGUUUAUAUUUGAAGGCAUGUGCUGCAAAUGAGACGUUCUCAGCAAUAUUGGGGUUAUUCAGAGAAUUAGUUUAAAGCUCUAACAGCAAGCCUGGUUGACAUCAUUUUGGUGAAAGGUUAGAAUGGCAUCGUCUGCUGACUCAUGGAUGCGUGAAUUUAAUGAAGCAUCCAAACUUGCGGAUGAAGUCAGUUCUAUGAUUUCUGCAAAGAGCUCUUUGCCGUCUUCCGGACCUGAAUCACAACGCCAUUUAUCUGCAGCUCGGCGAAAGAUCACUAUAUUAAAGACAAGGCUUGAUACUCUCCAGUCCCUUCUGCAAACGCUCCCAAGCAAGCAGCCUUUAUCAAAAAAGGAGAUGAAACGUCGUCAUGACAUGCUUGAUAAUAUGAUUACGAAAGCUAAUCAGUUGGCAACUACACUCAACAUGAAUAACCUUGCAAAUAGGGAUAGCUUGCUCGGCCCAGAAACUAAGCGACCUGAUGUUAUCAGUAGGGCAACUGGUCUUGACAACCAGGAUCUUGUAGGUUUUCAACGACAAGUUAUAAAAGAGCAGGACGAGGAUCUUGAUAAAUUGGAGGAGACAGUGAUAAGCACAAAACAUGUUGCGUUAGCAAUCAAUGAGGAGCUCAACCUACAUACUGCACUACUGGAUAACUUAGAUUACCAUGUUGAUACAACAAACUCCCGUCUUCAGAGGGUGCAAAGGAAAUUGGCAUUUUUGAAUAAGCGCACAAAAGGUGGCUGUACUUGGUUGUGCCUAUUGGUCAUAUUCAUCGUUAUUCUAGCCGUUGUCAUCUUCCUAUUGGUAAAGUUCUUGUGAUCUGAUUCUUCUAUUGUUCAUUGUUGGCUACAAGAGAAGCCAAUAUGUUGCAUUCCUCUUGCAACUUCUUCAAUCAGCUUCGAAAGUUCUAGCUAUACAAGGACUACAGAUUCGUCCUGCAUUCGUUAUGAAAGUAUGUGUUAUGUAUAUCUUGUGUUUUUCGCGUAACAUUAUAGAGCUUUUAAUUUCAGAAGAAAGAAAACUUUGCCAUGGAUACCAAUGGUGAUUGUAAGAGACAAGUCUUGUGAACACUUCAAGUUUACAGUGCAAUGCAUUUUCAGGCUUAUAUUGUCUA